This is a messenger RNA of Coturnix japonica (Japanese quail), 1615 nucleotides long. It is a transcript of the gene SERP1, whose product is annotated as stress associated endoplasmic reticulum protein 1. Gene Ontology annotation, cellular component: endoplasmic reticulum. Lineage: Eukaryota; Metazoa; Chordata; Aves; Galliformes; Phasianidae. Gene Ontology annotation, biological process: endoplasmic reticulum unfolded protein response. The record is from RefSeq and is a predicted model, not a curated record.
GCGCCUCGAGCGAGCACUUCCGGCGGGCGGCGCCGCGCGGUGCUGACGCGGCGCACGGAGCGGAGCGGAACCGGCACGGAACGGAACGGCAACAACAUGGUGGCGAAACAGCGCAUCCGGAUGGCGAACGAGAAGCACAGCAAGAACAUCACACAGCGCGGGAACGUCGCCAAGACGGCGCGAUCAGCCCCAGAGGACAAGGCGUCCGUCGGUCCGUGGCUGCUGGCGCUGUUCAUCUUCGUGGUGUGUGGAUCAGCCAUCUUCCAGAUCAUCCAGAGCAUCCGUAUGGGGAUGUGAGCCCCCCGCCGCAUUCCAGGCCCUUCGCCGCCAUUCCGAUGUCCCUGCCGUGCCGCAGUGCCUUGAGCAGCACCAUGUACACAGCAAUAAAGUUCUGUUGUUGAGCCCCAAUCGUGGACCUGCUUAUUCAGCAACGCACCCUCCGUGCUCACGUGACGUGUCGGACUGCUGGCCGUGGGUUCCGGGCCCGGUUCCCGCUGUGAGCUCCGCUCCCGGCUCCGUGUGAUUCGCUGUGCGGCUGGAGACGGUUCGGUUUGGAGCCGGGAUCUCGGCAGCGCUCAGACACCAUCACCACGUGCUGCUGCUGGCGCCGUGCAGCUCACGGUGUGGGGGGCACGGCUGCAGCAUGCGGCGCUGCAUCGGCCCUCAGGCACGUACCGCAGCAGAUAACCUCACCCUGCGCCUCCCACCCUGACCCACUCAAACACCUGUUUGUAUAGAGCUGGGGCACGUUCCCUGCCCACGAGCCGCCAUGUCCGGGCAGCAGCCCCCCCCAGCACUGCCCGGUGUGGGGGCUCCACAAACUGACUGUCCCCGAGGAGACGCUCCCCGGCUGCUCGUGGCGUUGGGCAGCACCACGUGUACAGCCCAGAAACCUCCCAUGGAGCCGUGGGUUUCAGUUGUAAAACGCCGUGUGGGGUCAGGGCCUGGUGCAGGUACCAGCACUGCCCCCCCAGCCCACAGCUCCGCUUCUGUGUGCAGCAUCGGCACAGCAUAGUAUGUCUCGCAAUAUAUAUUCUAAUUGUAUUUAAAAUCCCGCUUUCACCUUGAUGUGUCAUCCAGCGCUGGACCCAGUGCUAAGCUGCCUCCCUCUGGAUGACUGAUUGCAGUUUCUUAGUAGUGCUGAAAAACAGAAACCAAACCUUCCUUACCUGUAUAGAAGAAUGUAACCUAAAUCACGAAUGAAAGUGCUGCUAUUGAUCAUUCCUUAUCGCUCAUGGCCUCGGCUCUGGGGGGCUCUCCUGCUGUCUGUUGCAGUAAAGAAAGUGCUCUGAACUAGGUCUGCUGUUGCAUGCGGUUGCUGAAGGAAGAUUUCUUUUUUUCAGGUUUCUUAGAAGACAUUUAAAAUCUGGUUACGUUAGUAGUAAUAGAAGUGAGUUUCUAUAGCGAUGAAUCCCGUGUGUUAGCUGGGAAGGAGCAGACUUUGCUGGUUGUCGUAUUUCCAUCUGGAAUCAUUGGUGUAAAGCAGCCCGGGCCCAGAACCCGGCUGUGCAACACGACAUUCCUUGUUCCUGGGAGCUCCUGUUUUGUAACCGGCCGCUGGGGGGGGGCAGUCUGUAUAAUCAAUGAUUUUAAAUAAAGUUCUUCUCAAACGUGA